This is a messenger RNA of Williopsis jadinii, 1210 nucleotides long. RefSeq names its product phosphatidylinositol N-acetylglucosaminyltransferase SPT14 (gene SPT14). Gene Ontology annotation, biological process: GPI anchor biosynthetic process. Bases 129 to 1103 code for a protein of 324 amino acids. Lineage: Eukaryota; Fungi; Ascomycota; Saccharomycetes; Phaffomycetales; Wickerhamomycetaceae. Gene Ontology annotation, molecular function: phosphatidylinositol N-acetylglucosaminyltransferase activity. Gene Ontology annotation, cellular component: glycosylphosphatidylinositol-N-acetylglucosaminyltransferase (GPI-GnT) complex. The transcript has a single exon. The record is from RefSeq and is a predicted model, not a curated record.
CGCUGCCGACGAUAUUCAGUGCGUUCCCGUUGUUGAGAAACGUCUACAUCAGGGAAGGGAUCCAGGUGGUACAUGGCCACGCCUCGAUGAGUCCAUUGACACAUGAGGGUAUAAUGCAUGCCCAUACCAUGGGAUUGAAGACGGUGAUGACUGAGCAUUCCUUGUUUGGAUUCGCUGACGUUGGCAGUAUCAUGGGGAAUAAGUCCUUGGGCUAUACGUCUGUCUUCACAAACCAUCUGAUAUGUGUCUCCCAUACUUGUAAAGAGAACGUUGUUCUGCGAGGGAAGAUAAACCCUUCAAAGGUCAGUGUCAUACCAAAUGCAGUGAUAUCAGAGGAUUUCAAGCCUGCAGAGGUUAAAAAGAACGAUGGAACGAUCACCAUUGUGGUGAUAUCUCGUCUUUUCCCCAAUAAGGGUGCUGAUCUACUGGCUGCCUUGAUACCGAAAGUUUGUAAACAGCACGAGAAGGUCCGCUUCAUCAUCGCUGGUGAUGGGCCUAAAUUCGUCGAAAUCCAACAGACAAUCGAGACUUAUAGACUACAGGACCGUGUUGAACUGAUUGGUGGGGUGAAACAUGAAGAAGUUAGAAAUCUAAUGGUAAAGGGUGAUAUCUAUCUACAUGCAUCUUUAACAGAGGCCUUCGGCACAGUGCUUGUAGAGGCAGCAAGCUGUGGGCUGUUGGUGGUCACCACAAGAGUUGGUGGAGUUCCAGAAGUUCUACCCCCACAGAUGACUAUCUAUGCUAACCCAUCAGUGGAUUCAUUGGUCAAAUCCGCGUCAAAGGCUAUACGUCUCAUUGAGGCUGGUAAAGUUGAUACUUCUAAAUUCCAUCUACAAGUUAAAAACAUGUAUUCAUGGGAGGAUGUUGCGAGAAGAACAGAAAUUGUCUACGACUCGAUUCCAGAUGAUCACAAGCAGGAAACCAUUGAUGAAAUUAAAGAGUUGUACAGAAUGGGCGCUUGGGCUGGCAAACUUUUCAUCCUAUGUUUCAUAAUCGAUAUAUUUCUAUAUCAAUUCUUGGAAGUUCUUUUCCCAAGGAGCAAGAUUGAAAAGGUGGCUAAAUGGCCAAAGUCAAGGCCUGCAAGAAUUCACAACAAUCCUUGAAUCCAGCACGUGUUUAGUGUUGUAACGAUAGCUUACGUGUAACUGAUUCCCUUAAUGACUUCCCAAUAUCGCGUAGCUCAUCUACCUCCUCGCGGUGGAAAGGCUCA